AUGCUUUUGCAAAAAAAAAAAAGAAGACUCCAAGUAGGUGGGACUUUGGGCCAUCUGAGUGAUAAAAACCCUUAGUUUCCUGGUUUACGCUGUCUUUUGGCUGACGUACAGAUUGCACCGUCAUCGACACAGCUCUCUAUUCAUCUCACUAUGGCAGCGAUUGGAAAACGCGGAACAGUGACGGAGGCAGCUGGAUUCGACCCAGAGGCAGACGCCCAGAAACUUCGCGGAGCUAUGAAGGGAGCUGGCACCGAUGAGGCUGUCGUCGUUGAGGUACUAGCGCACCGCACUAUCGCCCAGAGGCAGCGUAUCAAGGAAGCCUUCAAACAGGCGGUGGGGAAGGACCUGGCCGACGAGCUGUCCUCGGAGCUGAGCGGGAACUUCCGGAGCGUGGUGCUGGGUCUGCUCAUGCUGGCGCCUGUGUACGACGCCUACGAGCUGCAAACCUCCAUAAAGGGAGCUGGAACAGAGGAGGCGUGCCUGAUCGAUAUUCUGGCUUCCAGGUCUAAUGCUGAAAUCCAAACAAUUAAUGCAGCCUACAAGAAACAACAUGGCAAGAACCUGGAGGAGGACGUGUGUGGAGACACGUCAGGAAUGUUCCAGAGAGUUUUGGUCUCUUUACUCACGGCUGGACGUGAUGAAAGCGACAAAGUGAACGAGGCCCUAGUGUUGCAGGAUGCCAAGGAAAUCUACGAGGCAGGCGAGGCUCGAUGGGGCACGGACGAGGUGAAAUUCCUGACCGUACUCUGUGUCAGGAACAAGAAGCAUCUGUUACGAGUGUUCGAAGAGUACCAAAAAAUUUCCGGGAAAGACAUUGAGGAGAGCAUCAAGAGGGAAAUGUCAGGUUGCCUGGAGGAUGUCUUCCUGGCCAUAGUGAAAUGUAUCAGGAACAAACACGCCUUCUUUGCCGAACGUCUGUACAAAUCAAUGAAGGGUCUGGGCACCACCGACAGUGUGCUCAUAAGGAUCAUGGUGUCGAGGGCCGAGAUUGACAUGUUGGACAUCAAGGCGCAGUUCCUGAAGAUGUACGGCAAGUCUCUACAUUCAUUCAUUAAGGGAGACACGUCUGGUGACUACCGCAAAAUCCUUCUGGAACUGUGUGGAGGAGAGUGAAAAGAAACACCACAGAGAGGAAGAUCAGCCAUCCACGUUGUUCCACGUCGUGCAUGACUCUCACUUUCCUCCCCAUCAUCUCCUACGGCCUUUACAUUUCUCAACUUCAACUGACCACCGUGCCUUGUUUUACUGUACCUAAGACCGAUUAAACCAAAGACCAGUGACCUUUUACACAUGUCCGUGUUUUUCUUCUCUUAAAGGAUAUACGAACUAUGCGCCUCCGCAUCUUCACUGACGGAAAAGACAAAUGUGAUCGGCUUCUUGUCUCGUUACCGCCCAUUCAAGUCCAUUUGUUUAAUUGAAGUCAUUCUUCAUUGGUUGAGUCAGCCUCUCAAUUACAUUAACAGGAGCCUAGCCACAAUUUUCAACAGUAAAGUGUACUCUAAUUAAGUUAAGGACGAGGUCCCUAGCCGGGAGUUGUCAGGGAAACACGGUGUAGCCAUUGUUGCUUUAUCAACUGCGAGGCAUUAACACAACUGGAAAGAAAAAAAAAACUAUAUUGCCAUCUUUGUUGACAUAGUGCACAACUCGAUGUCUCAUUAUGGUGGCUUAAAACGAAAUGACUCAUAGGCAACCUUGCCAGUUAAUGACUUUGCAACCUGUAUCACCGUGAUGCUUUAUAAAAGAAAACAAUGACCCUAUUCAAUAUGGGAAAAUAAAAUCCUCCAGCAAUC
Messenger RNA from Syngnathus acus (greater pipefish), 1790 nucleotides. It is a transcript of the gene anxa4, whose product is annotated as annexin A4. Gene Ontology annotation, molecular function: calcium ion binding; calcium-dependent phospholipid binding. The transcript has 13 exons. Bases 151 to 1113 code for a protein of 320 amino acids. Gene Ontology annotation, cellular component: cytoplasm. Lineage: Eukaryota; Metazoa; Chordata; Actinopteri; Syngnathiformes; Syngnathidae. The record is from RefSeq and is a predicted model, not a curated record.